Messenger RNA from Beta vulgaris subsp. vulgaris (sugar beet), 2150 nucleotides. RefSeq names its product chlorophyllide a oxygenase, chloroplastic. The record is from RefSeq and is a predicted model, not a curated record. NCBI's taxonomy places the organism in Eukaryota, Viridiplantae, Streptophyta, Magnoliopsida, Caryophyllales, Amaranthaceae. Gene Ontology annotation, molecular function: iron ion binding; 2 iron, 2 sulfur cluster binding; chlorophyllide a oxygenase activity. Gene Ontology annotation, cellular component: chloroplast. Gene Ontology annotation, biological process: chlorophyll biosynthetic process.
UUCUCUCAAAAAUCCUCACUAAUUUUCCUACCAAAUUUUUUUUCUCACAUUUUUUCCCCCUAAAUAUUUUUUGGGGGUAUUUUUUUUAUACAAGUAAAGAAAUAUACGCCAUGAAUGCUGUUGCUACUGCUUCUGCACUUUCUCUUCCUAUUUUUCAUAGUCGCCCUUUUAAAUUUAAUCCUAAAAAGGUAAAAGGCAGCAUUGGAGUGUUUGCUGUUUUUCGGGAGGAUGGAGAAUCUGUAGACAAAAAGAGUACAUGGGGGACACUCUUCAAUGUGGAGGAUCCAAGAACUAAAGCACCACUAUAUAAAGGAAAAAUAUUGGAUGUGAAUCAAGCGUUGGAAGUGGCAAGAUUUGAUAUCCAAUAUUUGGAUUGGCGAGCUCGGCAGGAUGUCCUUGCAAUAAUGCUGCUACACGAAAAGGUUGUUGAGGUACUAAACCCUCUUGCUCGUGAGUACAAGUCCGUUGGCACAUUGAGAAAAGAGCUAGCAGGGUUGCAAGAUGAGCUUGAACAGGCUCAUAAAAAGGUUCAUAUUUCUGAAGCACGGGUGUCAGCAGCUUUAGGUAAACUAGCUUACAUGGAGGAACUGGUUAAUGAUAGGUUGUUACAAGACAGAACCACGACUGAAAUCAAUCAACCACCUGCUUCGACAAGUACCUCCAUACAGCCCCUGCAACCAACUAAGAGGAAGCCGUCUCGUAAAACCUUAGAUGUAUCAGGUCCUGUCAAAUCUUAUCAUCCCAGCCUGAAGAAUUACCCUGUUGCCUUUUCUGCAGACUUGAAGGAUGGCACUAUGAUCCCAAUGGACUGCUUUGAAGAACCAUGGGUCAUUUUCCGGGGGAAAGAUGGCAAACCUGGUUGUGUUAGGAACACCUGUGCACACAGAGCGUGCCCUCUUGAUUUAGGAUCUGUAAAUGAGGGUCGCAUUCAGUGUCCAUAUCAUGGGUGGGAAUACUCAACAGACGGAAAAUGCGUGAAAAUGCCAUCUACCAAGUUACUGGAUGUUAGGAUAAAAUCAUUGCCUUGUUCUGAGCAGGAAGGAAUGAUUUGGAUUUGGCCUGGCAAUGACGCUCCUACUGCCUCCCUUCCUUCACUCUUACCUCCUCAAGGGUUUGUAAUCCAUGCAGAGAUCGUGAUGGAACUUCCAGUUGAACAUGGACUACUUCUGGAUAAUCUUCUGGACCUUGCACAUGCUCCCUUCACGCAUACUUCCACAUUUGCCAAAGGAUGGAGUGUUCCAAGCUUGGUGAAAUUCUUGACGCCAUCAUCUGGACUUCAAGGCUACUGGGACCCUUAUCCCAUAGAUAUGGAGUUUAGACCACCUUGUAUGGUGCUUUCUACAAUUGGUAUAUCUAAGCCAGGAAAACUGGAAGGACAAAGUACCAAGCAAUGUGCAACGCAUCUUCAUCAGCUUCACGUGUGUUUACCUUCAUCAAAACAGAAAACAAGAUUGCUUUAUAGAAUGUCACUAGAUUUCGCUCCAAUAUUGAAGCAUGUUCCCUUCAUGCAACAUCUAUGGAGGCACUUUGCAGAGAAGGUAUUGAACGAAGAUUUAAGACUUGUGCUCGGACAACAAGAACGCAUGAUCAAUGGAGCCAACAUCUGGAACUGGCCUGUACCCUAUGACAAACUCGGUGUCAGAUAUAGGCAAUGGAGAGAAGCAGUCGACCGAGGAGAAAAACGUCUCCCCUUCACCGAUUGAAGUACUCGGGAGGAUACUCCAACGUAACAUACUGACGGCUCGACUUUACUCUUCCAUUAAAAAACAAAACACUGGCCUCCCCUUUCCAGUGCUCGGAAAAAUGAUCGAUUGACUAUCGUAAAGCGUGGGUUGAGGAUUUGAGGUUUUUCAACCUCGGAAAAGUGGAAAUUGUCAACAAUGUGAGGCAAAGUCUAUAGCAUGUUUGUUUAUUCUGCGAGAUGUACAGUUUCAGUGCUAAAUUCAAUAAUUCAUUUUCUUUCCCCCCUCUUCACCGCCCUUUCGGCUACCCUAAUUUGGAAGCCAAUUAUAUGUCCGAGUGACUGUAAUUUUGCACUCUUUAGGAUAGAUGAAUGUAUGUAUAUUAACCCCCUCUUUUUUUUCUCUUUGAAAUGUAAUUUUUGUGAAGAAAUUUCAGGAUGAACAUGAUGGACCAAUAUUAUACAUCAA